AUGUCUUUCUCUGCAUCGUCGUUGAAAGAUCCGAGUCUUUUUGUUGAGAGAGCGUAUAUAGAUGGACGAUGGGUGUCUGCAAAAUCUGGCGAAACUUUCAAGGUUUCGAACCCGGCAACCGAAGAGAAUAUCGGAUCAGUUCCAGAAUCAGGCUUGGAUGAUUUGAACGAUGCAAUUCAAGCAGCGCAUCGGUCCUUCGAGAGCUGGAAAUCUCUCUCCGGUCGGCAGCGUGGUCGAAUACUACGAAAGGUAUUCGAGCUCCUCACCGAAAACAAAGAGGAUCUCAGCACAAUCAUUAGUGCAGAAAAUGGCAAGGCGAAAGCAGACGCCAUGGGGGAGGUGAUGCUCUCCGGAAACUUCUUUGAAUGGUACUCGGAAGAGAGUGCUAGGGUUUAUGGAGACGUUAUCCCACACACGACUAGCAAUGCCAGGAUACGUGCUCUCAAGGAACCCAUCGGUGUCUGUGGUUUGAUCACACCAUGGAAUUUUCCCUUGGCCAUGGGUGUCCGCAAGAUUUCGGCGGCUCUAGCAGCAGGAUGUACAGUAGUUUUAAAGUCCGAUGGAUUGACGCCUUUCUCUUCAAAUGCGCUAGCCGUGCUCUGCGAGCGUGCCGGGAUCCCCAAAGGUGUCUUGAACAUUGUCACAUCCCUCCAGAACACGCCACAACUCGGGGUUGCUCUUUGCGAGUCCGACAUUGUGAAGAAGAUCUCGUUUACCGGUUCGACAAGAGUUGGAAAAUUGUUGUUCAAGCAAUCUGCUAGCACACUGAAGAAACUCAGCCUUGAGCUUGGAGGCAAUGCAGCUUUCAUCGUUUUCGAUGAUGCUGAUCUCGAGAUCGCAAUUUCCAGCCUGCUGAUCGCCAAAUUCAAGGUGACAGGUCAGACCUGCGUAUGCGCGAAUAGGAUCUUCAUCCAGGAAGGAAUUUAUAACAAAUUCAUUCAAAGAUUCGUUGAGGAAGUCAGGAAGUUCCACGUUGGAAAUAGCCUUGAAGAUGACUCGGUCACUCACGGACCGCUCACUAAUGGCAUUGCAAAGGUCGAAUCCCAUGUGAAGGAUGCAAUCAGCAAGAAUGCCAAGGUGCUACUGGGCGGUAACAGUUUGCCCCAGAUCGGCAAGAAUUUCCAUGAACUCACCAUUUUAGGUGAUGUUGAUGACACGAUGCUGGUGAGUAGAGAAGAGACGUUUGGUCCAAUCGCUGCGUUGUUGAAGUUCUCGACUGAGGAUGAAGUGGUGAAGAGAGCCAAUAAAUCUGACGUUGGGUUGGCAUCUUAUCUUAUGACCUCUGAUUUGGCAAGGUCGUACAGAGUGUCCGAGAAACUAGAAACUGGAAUGGUUGCGAUCAAUACUGGAGUAGUAUCAGAUGCCCCAGCACCAUUUGGUGGGGUGAAACACUCUGGGUUUGGUCGUGAAGGCAGCAGAUAUGGGAUGGACGAUUAUCUUACCCUCAAGAUGAUUGUUACUGGAGGAAUAGGCAAUUGA
This is a messenger RNA of Exophiala bonariae, 1479 nucleotides long. RefSeq lists its product as uncharacterized. The transcript is spliced from 2 exons. Lineage: Eukaryota; Fungi; Ascomycota; Eurotiomycetes; Chaetothyriales; Herpotrichiellaceae. Gene Ontology annotation, molecular function: succinate-semialdehyde dehydrogenase (NAD+) activity. Gene Ontology annotation, biological process: GABA catabolic process. The coding region runs from base 1 to 1479 and encodes 492 amino acids. Gene Ontology annotation, cellular component: cytoplasm. The record is from RefSeq and is a predicted model, not a curated record.